This is a messenger RNA of Cladophialophora psammophila CBS 110553, 1149 nucleotides long. RefSeq lists its product as uncharacterized. The coding region runs from base 1 to 1149 and encodes 382 amino acids. The record is from RefSeq and is a predicted model, not a curated record. The transcript is spliced from 2 exons. Lineage: Eukaryota; Fungi; Ascomycota; Eurotiomycetes; Chaetothyriales; Herpotrichiellaceae.
AUGAACCCAUUCCAGGACAAUCCUACUCCCGAAGUUCCUGUCUUCCUCCCUGCUGUCUCGGCGCCAGAAGGACUCUUUGCGGUUCGCGGAAAGAUGCCAGAGUACCUUCGUGGCAUGCCACACACCGCUCCUGAGCACAUUGCGCUUUCUAUUCGUCAAUGGGUUCCAAACUUCUGUCUGCCACCACCUCGACCAGAGCAUCCUGAACGUCGUGCCUCGAAGUCGCGGAUCUUUACCUCAAUCAAGAACCUUGUCAAUAAGCGCAAUGACUCGCAAGAUGUGAACUGUGAUACACCAACACGAGGUCCUACGCCAGAGAAGAAGACACGCAAGAACAGUCUACAGAAACUUGGCUCUUUUUUGAAACAUCCCUUCAUGUCCCAAGCACCAACAGAGGUGGAGAAAGUCGACAGCUGGAUGAAGAAGCAUGUCGAAGCCACUGCGCCCCGCACUCUCGUCUCUCUCGAUCCAGCAACUCAGGCACGCAUUCUCGGAGACGUCGAACUGAUCCUGGUCACCGCUACAAACAACUUCCUUGUCCACGAGGCCAACGCGGCACGUCUUAACCCCGAGAUUGUCAUGCGUUUUAGCCACGACUGGAGAGCCCAUGGUCUUCGUCCUGUGGUCGAGUUUCUCUAUGACUGCCGCACCCAGUACCAUCUCGUGUUGGCCAACAUGCACACAGUUGAGUUCUCAACCACGUGCAGCCAAUCCGUCCACCUGCGCGACUCAUGCAUGCAGGUCUGGUCCACCAUCGUCGACGACGUCUCAGUGCAUGCCUUCUGCCUCCCUGACGACAUCGUUGUCAAGCACCUCUACGCCCUCCCACAAGUGUUGAGGAUGCUGCGCGCCCCCCAGUCGGCGCACCUGGCCGUCCGAGGCCUUCAGUUGAAGACCUCGGCCAAAAUCGCCGAGCGCAAGGCGUUGGGCCGAGCGCGGAAGGCCGCUCGGGGCCCCUUUGCCGUCCGCGUGCCCCAAUACGGGGACGGGUUGUUCCACCGGCGCGAUAUAAGCGUCGACUCAGAGGAGGAUGUGUUUGGCGGUCUUGAGGCCGUCGUGGCCAACAUGCCGGCGCCGGCGUCGCUUGCUGCGGCACUGGACGGACCCGGCCCGACCGUCCGCAAGGACGAUCGGGUCGGCGUCCUCUAG